Miscanthus lutarioriparius is the source of this 2301-nucleotide messenger RNA. The record is from the annotation of a GenBank genome assembly. NCBI's taxonomy places the organism in Eukaryota, Viridiplantae, Streptophyta, Magnoliopsida, Poales, Poaceae.
AUGGGUAGCGCUUGCCAAGCUGGCACGGACGGGCCUUCCCGCAAGGAUGCGUUGGGGAUAGGGAAUGUCGCCUUAGAGAAUGGCCACCAUGAGGCUGAAGCUGAUGCAGAUGAAUGGAGGGAAAAGGAAGAUGACUUGGCCAAUGGGCACAGUGCGCCACCGGGCAUGCAGCAGGUGGAUGAGCAGAAGGAGCAACAAGGACAAAGCAUUCACUGGGAGAGGUUCCUACCUGUGAAGACACUGAGAGUCUUGCUGGUGGAGAAUGAUGACUCUACUCGUCAGGUGGUCAGUGCCCUGCUCCGUAAGUGCUGCUAUGAAGUUAUCCCUGCUGAAAAUGGUUCACAUGCAUGGCGAUAUCUUGAAAAUCUGCAGAACAACAUUGACCUUGUAUUGACUGAGGUUUUCAUGCCUUGUCUAUCUGGCAUCGGUCUGCUUAGCAAAAUCACAAGUCACAAAAUUUGCAAGGACAUUCCUGUGAUUAUGAUGUCUUCAAAUGACUCUAUGAGUAUGGUGUUUAAGUGUUUGUCGAAGGGAGCAGUUGACUUCUUGGUAAAGCCACUACGUAAGAAUGAGCUUAAGAACCUUUGGCAGCACGUUUGGAGGCGAUGCCACAGUUCCAGUGGCAGUGGAAGUGAAAGUGGCAUCCAGACACAGAAGUGUGCCAAACCAAAUACUGGUGACGAGUAUGAGAAUGACAGUGACAGCAAUCAUGAUGAUGAAGAAAAUGAUGACGACGACGAUGACAACUUCAGUGUCGGACUCAAUGCUAGGGAUGGAAGUGAUAAUGGCAGUGGUACUCAAAGCUCAUGGACAAAGCGUGCUGUGGAGAUUGACAGUCCACAACCUAUGUCUCCUGAUCAACUAGCAGAUCCACCUGAUAGUACAUGUGCACAAGUAAUUCACCCCAAAUCAGAGAUAUGCAGUAACAAGUGGCUACCGACAGCAAACAAAAGGAAUGGCAAGAAACAUAAGGAGAAUAAAGAUGAAUCUAUGGGAAGAUACUUAGAAAUAGGUGCUCCUAGGAACUCAAGUGCAGAAUAUCAAUCAUCUCUCAAUGACGUAUCUGUUAAUCCAACAGAAAAACGACAUGAGACUCACAUGCCCCAAUGCAAAUCCAAAAAGAAAAUGAUGGCAGAAGAUGAUUGUACAGACAGACCUAGUGAAACAAAUACUGAAACUGCUGAUUUGAUUAGCUCAAUAGCCAGAAACACAGAAGGCCAACAAACAGUACGAGCCGUUGAUGCACCUGAUGGCCCUUCCAAGAUGCCCGAUGGAAAUGAUAGGAAUCAUGAUUCUCAUAUCGAGGUGACACCCCAUGAGUUGGGUUUGAAGAGAUUGAGAACAGAUGGAGCUACAGCUGAAACCCAUGAUGAGCGAAAUAUUCUGAAAAGAUCAGAUCAGUCAGCCUUCACCAGGUACCAUACAUCUGUGGCUUCCAAUCAAGGUGGAGCAAGAUGUGGGGAAAGCUCUUCACCACAAGAUAACAGUUCUGAGGCUGUGAAAACGGACUCUACAUGCAAGAUGAAGUCAAAUUCAGAUGCUGCUCCAAUAAAGCAGGGUUCCAAUGGCAGUAGCAACAACGAUGUGGGCUCCAGUACAAAGAAUGUUGUUGCAAAGCCUUCGGCUAACAGGGAGAGAGUAACGUCACCAUCAGCCAUCAAAUCUACCCAGCAUGCCUCAGCAUUUCAUACUAUACAGAAUCAAACAUCACCAUCUAAUCUGGUUGGGAAAGACAAAGCUGAUGAAGGAAUUUCCAAUGCAGUGAAAAUGAGCCACCCAACAGAGGUUCCACAAAGCUGCGUCCAGCAUCAUCAUCAUGUGCAUUAUUACCUCCAUGUUAUGACACAGAAACAGCUAUCCAUCGACCGUGGAUCAUCAGAUGUUCAGUGUGGUUCGUCAAAUGUGUUUGAUCCUCCUGUUGAAGGACAUGCUGCAAACUACAGUGUGAAUGGGGGUGUCUCAGUUGGUCAUAAUGGGUGCAAUGGGCAGAAUGGAACGAGCGCUGUCCCCAAUAUUGCAAGACCAAACAUAGAGAGUGUUAAUGGUACCAUGAGCCAAAAUAUCGCUGGAGGUGGCAUUGUAAGUGGGAGUGGGAGUGGCAAUGAUGUGUAUCAGAAUCGGUUCCCCCAACAAGAAGCUGCAUUGAACAAAUUCAGACUGAAGCGGAAAGAUCGGAACUUCGGUAAAAAGGUUCGCUACCAAAGCAGGAAGAGGCUUGCUGAGCAGCGGCCACGGGUCCGUGGACAGUUUGUGCGACAAUCUGGGCAAGAAGAUCAAGCAGCGCAAGGUUCAGAAAGAUGA